UUAGACACUUGAAGGAGGGUUUCAGGUUAGUCACCUGGAGUGGUUUCCGGGUGAUCAGGACUGAUUCCUCGGCACCCCUGUGGGAAGCCCAAGCUCUCCAGGGAGAGGACAAGACCAGCAGUGCCUGAGCCAGGCUCUGUGCCACUGUGGCUGCCUGUGGCAGGUCACUAGACUGACCGGGCUCAUGGUCCAGCGCACCCGGGAGCGGGCUGUGGCCCGAGGAGGCCAGGGCCAGCCCCAGAGUGCCCCCCAGCGCCGUCCCCUGGCCGCCGCUCACUCGGUCCCGCCCUGCUGCUUCCCCCCAGGCUGUUCUGGAGCGAGCGGAAGAUCACCAAGGCCCGGGAGUGGUUCCACCGCACCGUGAAGAUCGACUCGGACCUGGGGGAUGCCUGGGCCUUCUUCUACAAGUUCGAGCUGCAGCACGGCACAGAGGAGCAGCGGGAGGAGGUGAAAAGGCGCUGCGAGAACGCCGAGCCCCGGCACGGGGAGCUGUGGUGCGCCACGUCCAAGGACAUCGCCAACUGGCAGCGGAAGAUCGGGGAGAUCCUGGUGCUGGUGGCGGCCCGCAUCAAGAACACCUUCUGACUGUUCCGGCCCUGCUGGCUGGGGGCGGGGCGGGGGGCGUGAGAGCUGUCUGUCCUGUCUUUGAUUAAAGGCUUUCUAGUAGUCGUGGGGUUUGUGGCCGGCGGGUGUUCUCCGAGCCCUCCCCUCGCAUGCUUUGGCCGCCCCAGUCUGCCCCGCGCUGGACGGGGCUCACUUUCCAGGGGGCCUCGUGAGCCCGUGCCCACAGAGGAGACGCCAGGGGAGCGGUGAGGCUCUCCAGGGCUUUAUGGAGAUGGUGGCAGGACCUCGUGUCCUGGGUAAAAGCCCCGCGUGGGGACAGCCGGGGUCUGGCUGGCCUGGCGACUCCAGUGCCCCUGCUGGUGCACGCGCUCUCCCGCCCCGGGGUGCUCUGCGGCCCCCACCAGCCCGCAGCGGCAGGCUGCGUGUGCCCCUGGGUAGGUGACUUUCCUGGGUGCGGACGGGCCUGGCCCCUGAGGUGCUGCCCCCAGCGCGUGAGAGGCUCGCUCCCAUUGGCAGGUGAAUUCACUUUUGCUAAUUUGGCGUCAGCAAUUUUAUGCUAAAGCACUUGUAACUGUCCUCUCUUUAGACUGCAAAUGCAUUCAUUACUUGGGAGACUUGAGCGUGUUUUCACCAUGUGAGGAUGAAAGACUUCCUCGGGCUCUGGAUCCCUGCGUCUGUGUCCCGUUGGAAACUAGCUAGUUCUCUUGGAAGGGGGUGCGUUGGCCACGGCUGGAGACAUCUGGCCGGAGGUCAGGGUCGGUCCAGAGGCCAUGGGCCGGGCGAAGAGAUGCGGAUCGUCACGUGUGGUGACGAGAAGGGCGGCUGGCGGUUACUCCCACACAUUCUUUUGUAAGAAACCAUCCCAGAGGGGCUCCUCGGUGCUCGUUCUGCGGGUCAGUCACUGACCCGUGGCUUAGCCCUCUGGCAGCAGCCGAGGUUGGGGAGCAUGCCCUUCUCGUCAGCACCAAGGGCGUGGGCAUCUGCCUGCAGAGCACGGGCCCAGCCGGGUCCACCUCCGUCGCUCUGGGAGCCACAAGGUCGUGGCCAGCCCUGGGCGGGAUCGGACCAUCCCUGUGUGGGGUCAGGAACUGCUGGUGCCAGGGUGGGCGCCCGGGGCAGGCCCCGCUCACGGAUGGUCUGUGGCUCUGGAAAUCCUUCCUCUCCUUACCCGAGGUCAGCCAGUCCCAGAGGGCCAUGCCGGAGGUUCCUGGGUGUUGUCACUGACCUCAGGAGUUUCCUGUGAUCCCUUUUGGAGGAGGUCCUGCCCAUUGCACUGGAAAGUGAGUCCUGAAGUUUUUAGGAGCUUGAAAGCCAGCCUGUCCCUGUACAGAUGUGGAAACUGAGGCCCAGGAAGGGGCAGUGACUUGGCUGCGGCCACAGGGCAGCUGGCAGCCCUCAGUUGCUUGUGGCUUCUCCCGGACACUUUCUCUGAUCUCAGGUCAGGUGAGGCCUCCCACAGGGCCCUUGGAACGUUCCAGAGCAUCUGAUUGGCCACAUGCAAAUGUCUCCUCGUUUGCCUGGGGAUUGUUUUCUCAAUGCCUCGAGGUGGUGGUGAAACUACUUUUCUCCCUGGGGAAAACAUCUCUUAGCUUUUCUUCCACUGACAUUUUUCAGUUCCAGCUCAAGGCUAGCUGAGUUCCUAGGCUUGGGCAGGGCUGGGGGCAGCCCCAGCACACUGCCCGGCAGGGUGCUGUGGCCCGGCUCCCUGCAAGCCUGGUUGGUGAGUGGCCGUGAGCUCCCCCGGCAAAAGACCCCCCUCGGCCCAGGACGGGCGAGCAGUGGGAAGCACCUCUCCCCUGAGUGCUGGGCCAGCGGGGAGCCGGGAAGUCCCCUGCCUGGGACCUGCUGGGGCAGGACCCCCCGGACGUCAGGGUGGGGGAGCUGGGGGGUGGAAGGGUUACGUCCUGCUCACCUGGUCCUGCUGGUGGCCAAGUUCCUGGCAGAGGCAGCACCUGCUGACCACCGAGGAAGGCCCUGGAGAAGGGCGACCCCGCUUCUCCUGGCUCCCCUUCCCCAGCAGCCGGGCCCUACCCUGCUCUCUGCCCACCGAGCGCCCUGGCCCCUCCUCGGCAGAGAAGAUCUCCCAGGUCCGGCUUAAUCCAAGAUCCACUGGGUGGGAAGACAGCCCGGUGGGGCUGGGCUCCAGGGUCAGGUUAAUUGAAGAAGUGAUUGGAUAGCGGUGGGGAGAGGGAGGGGGCAGGGCUGGGAUCCUGGGGCCUCCCUCCUCCCUCCCCCCUUUGCUCAGAGGAGCCAACUUCAAAAGCCUCGGCUGCCUGCCGUCCAGGGAAGCCUUGUUGGCCGGGUUUGGAGCGGACCUGGAGUGGCAGCGGCGCUCCCCACCUGAGGACCCCAGGAUCAUGUCCCAGGCCCACUGGCGGGAGUGAGGGAGGGCCUGAGCCUGAGAAGCCCAUGGUGAGCAGCUGUGGGCCGCUGGGGAGGGGGCUGACUUCGGCUGGGCAGGGAGCGUGCACAGCCCAGGAGAGGCUGCUGUCCCGCCGUGUCCCCACCGGGAAACUCCCCUUGGUUCCCGUCACCGCAGCCUGGCCCUGGGUGCUCCUGACGGGCCUUCCCGGCAGCUGCAGCGGCGGGGGGGAGGGAGUCUCCCUCCUGGAGCUGGGGCCACCCUGUCCUCAUGGGUUGGACUGGCCUGAGCCUCGGGCCCUGGUCAGGGGCAGACAGGCCUUCCCGGGACACCCUGGGCAACCAACCUACCCCACUUGGACGUCCCUCCAGCACCAACGGCUCUUGUGCUCACUAUGAUCUCUGAUCCUCAGCAGGCAGAGGGGGCGACUGAGCUGGCCAUCAUGCCAAGCCUGUCUAGGGAGGGGGUGGGCUUCGAGAAGGGCCCACAGCUAAUUGCAUUUGGUCCUCCGGCCAACGCUGCCGGGUGCCUCAGGCAGGGAGCCCCCACGGCCUCCAGGUCCGGCCCUGCGUGGUCAGGCUCUCCUGCCAGGCUGGGAAGCAGAGUCGAGUCCUGUGUCUCGAGUCCCAAGUCUCGCUGGGUUCACAUGAUUGAUUUUCCAGUGCUGUGUGACUCCAGCCCGGGGGCUGGGAGCCUGCAGACAAGCUGCUCUCUCUCUCUGAUAUUCGGGCUUCUGAGUGGGGGUGGGCUUCUUCACCAUGAGAGCCAGUUUUCUUUCUGGGGGAGGGGAGCCCUGGUGGUGUGGACCACGGUCCCCUUCCUCCCUUCGCCUUGGGCUUUCCCCAAGCCUUCCCCUCCCAAAGGGGUGUGGCCUUGAGCUCUGAGCCCUCACCCCUGUCCUGGUUGGGUUGGGGGUGCAAGGGAACCCCAGCCCCCAUGGCUCUCAGAGCUGGUAGCAGAGCCAUGGGGAGGGUGAGGAGAAGCUGCUCGGCCAUUGAGGGGGCAGAUCAGUUCUGCCCUCUCCUGUGGGGCACCUGGCGAUGAGCCCAGCUCUGGUGGGCAUGGGUCAGGGCAUGGCCAAGGGUGAGACUGUACAGGGGGUGCUUCCCGCUGUAGGCAGACCUAGGUCAGUCCUGCCCCCCAGUCUUAUGGGUACUUGGGCCCUCACACCCAUGCAGAUCAGAGCCGCGGGUGCUGUCGUCUGUCCUUCCCCAAACCUGCCAGCCCUGUGCCUAGAGCAUUUGUUGAAUGGCAUGGCGACGUCUCCGUUAUACCAGCUUAGAGAUUCCCUUGUACAGGGGCCCCCCAGGCCCGCGCUCUGGGCGCUCCUGCUGGCACUGCUGGGGGCUGCACCGGGCCGGGCCAGGCUCGGCGCCUGCAGCGUCCCCGACGUGCUCCACCACUACCGCGCGGUCAUCUUCGAGGACCUGCAGGCCGCGGUGAGGUGGACUGGGCCGGGCUCCAGACAGCUCCAUUUCAUUCAGAAAAACCUGACUGGAGCCGCGGCCUCCCGAUGGCGGGGCCGGGUGGGAGCCUCCUGUGGCGCCCAGAAGGAGCACAGUAUCCUACUGUCCAUCGUGGCCCUGGGUCGGACCCUACGUGGGGCGGUGGCCGGGGGCCGCCGCGGGGCUCUGGAAAAGGCGGCUUGGACCGUGGCCGUGCGCACCGAGGCGGUGAUGCGGCGCCACUGCCGGACGCUGCGCCAGCGGAGCCGGCGGCGCGAGACGCGCCCUGUUCGGCGUCGGGGCGGCCGGAGGCGGCUCCUGCUGCGCGCCCUGGACGCCGUCGCCACCUGCUGGGAGAAACUCUUCGCGCUGCGCGCCGCGGCCACCGACGGCUCCUGGGGCUCCUAA
Messenger RNA from Globicephala melas (long-finned pilot whale), 4779 nucleotides. RefSeq lists its product as uncharacterized. Lineage: Eukaryota; Metazoa; Chordata; Mammalia; Artiodactyla; Delphinidae. The record is from RefSeq and is a predicted model, not a curated record.